AUGAAUAUACGACGUAGUAUCAUUCAGAGGACAGGGGACAACGUAAGUGGGAUGAAGGACAUUUCAGUAUACACAUGGGUCCAUAUAUGUGAAUUUCUAUUACUGCAGGAUAAAAUUUGGGCAGACAUAAGGGUAUUGUUCGGAGCUCUAAAGAAUAAUUAUCAUACCAGGGAUCAAAGUACUAAAGCGAUGUGUCGCAUGGCAUACCCGUCUACAGUGCCACACGCACACGUCCACAGGUUACUGUGCCAACGCGUUAUGCACAUUUUUCUAUUUAUGGAUGGAAUAGAUUAUAUAAGUCAGGGAAAGUGGGAAAAGACACAUAUAUUUAAGAAUGAGGAGAGGCUAGAAGAAUAUCUUAGAUGUAUGCUAGGGAAUGUUGCUCUAUUACAGCUGUACGGGGAGAACUGUGAACACAUGGCAGUUGUAGAAAAAGUAUCCAACAGUAUGGAUACGUUAAGGCGAGCGUUUAGCCAUGUGGAUAUUAGUAAAAAAUGCGCAGGUCUGAAUUAUGAUAGCAUGAAAAUCGGAACAAAAUUUGUAGGAUUAACCAUGGGAGGAUGGAUGGAACAACUCAAGGGAACGGGGAAUGUAGGAAGUAUAAAAAGUGACAAACGAGUACAAAUAUGUAAGAAGAAGGAAAGAACAGAAAGAAUAGACGCUAAUGAAGAAGGAGUUAGAAAAAGGGACAACAUACCAAUUGUGACAAUGUCCAAGGAUAAGAGUGUGGACGAAGUGAAGCAAUUAAUUAUGAAAGGAAAGGAUAUGACGGAUGAAGUGAAGAAAAAAAUAAUUGAAACAGUGAGAGAUAGCACCAAUCCGGAGAAAAUGAUGGAGGAAAUAUUAGAGAGAGUGCAAAACUGUAGUGCUCAGGGUGACGAAUGCGUACAAAGCGCAUUAGAGCACGUCAAAACAUCUGUCAAACCAGCGCGAGACACACCGGUAGCACCGGGAGCCGCGGCAACACCGCCAGCGGCACCGACGGGUAAGGACCGAUGA
This is a messenger RNA of Plasmodium fragile, 999 nucleotides long. RefSeq lists its product as uncharacterized. The record is from RefSeq and is a predicted model, not a curated record. The coding region runs from base 1 to 999 and encodes 332 amino acids. NCBI's taxonomy places the organism in Eukaryota, Apicomplexa, Aconoidasida, Haemosporida, Plasmodiidae. The transcript has a single exon.